Closterium sp. NIES-65 is the source of this 6045-nucleotide messenger RNA. NCBI's taxonomy places the organism in Eukaryota, Viridiplantae, Streptophyta, Zygnematophyceae, Desmidiales, Closteriaceae. The record is from the annotation of a GenBank genome assembly.
AUGCCGCUGGGGAGCACUCUUCCCACAGGCCUCGCCCUGAGUGCACCUCUCGUGCGUCCACAGCCCCUGCAUGUGACACCACAUGACAAGGGCCCCACUCAAGACAAGUCCUUGCUACUUCUCACCGCUCCUCCCCUGCCGUCCAUUCCCCCUGCCCCUGGUCUGCCAUGGCUUCUCGGCUCGAUUCCAGGAUCCAGGGGUCCCAGAACUCCUCUGCUCCCCCCCACGUUCCUUCCCCCACUGCCGGCAAGUGUUGCCCCUUAUGAUACUGCUGCCUGUGCUCCUGCCGCAACUAUUGCCCCGGCCACUGGCGCUGCUGCUGGCGCUGUUGACGGGCGAGGCGGUGCAGGGCAAGGCGGUGGAGGACGAGGAGGGAAAGAGAGAGCGGAUCCAGAAUAUGAGGAGGCAGAGGCGGACGGAGAGGGGGGGGAGGUGAGAGGCGUGGCAGGCAGAGAGUCCACCAAAGCACCUGCCACAGCGCGAGGGAAAGACAGCUCCCCUGCAGGCGCAUCUGGGGGAGGCGGUGCGCCAGGCAGCGGGGGAAGCAGAACUGGGGGCGGAAGGGGGCCAAGUCUAGGAGGAACGGGGCGAGGCGAGGUGACUCAGCAGCUGCAGGCGCUGCAGGCACAGGACAUGUGUGGCAAUGGCUGUGGCAGCAGCAGCCGGGCUACCGACUACUCUCCGUACAACAACCCUGUAGUACCGGUGCAGGCAGGCACCCUUGCCAGUGCUGGCAGCAGCAUGACUGGAGGACAGCUGGCGUCGUCCAAUUGGUGGGGCAGCACCGGCUCCGGCACAGGCAUGGGCACAGGCAUGGGCAUGGGGACAGGCAUGGGCAUGGGAACAGGCACGGGGCCUGCUUGGGACAGCAGCUCGGUGUUUGCUGGCGCUGGUCCCUCCAGCACCACGCCUGGCGUUGAUGGCUUCACCGCUGCUGCGGCUGCUGCAGCUGCUGCUAUGGCAGCUGCUGCUGCUGCCACUGCAGCUCCGUCCUCCUCCCACCCAUUCGCAGGGCUCCUUCCGAACCAGCCUGCCGGCCCUCAUCCUUUCCCCUCCCACUCCUUCUCCCACCCUCUGCAAUUCCUCAACUUCCACCCCUCUCACACUCUCAACCAGGACUUGCAAUCACCUCCUGACUCCCUGAAUCCCCCAUCCUCCUCGCUCAUCCCCUUCCCGUGCACGCUCCCUCCAUUCGCCAGUCACAUGCAGAAUCAGCAGCAGAUGCUGUCUCAGGGCCAGCAGCAGAACCUGCCACCGCCGUUCCAGCACCUGCCACCACACAUAGCAGCCGCUGCUGCUGCUGCCGCAGCUGCAGCAGCGGCCUCUGGGCUUCCCCCUCAGCACCCACUAACUCAAUCCCUUGCUGCCGCUGCCGCUGCCGCUGCCGCCCUGCCGGGAAACCAGCUGACACAGACCCCUCACUUCAACCACCCGCAGCAUCACUCCCACCCGUUUUUUGCCGCUGCGGCUGCAGCAGCAGCAGCCUUCCCUCACCUCCCUCCAGAAGCAGCAGCAGCAGCUGCGGCUGCAGCAGCUACUGCCAACCUGCACAUGUCAACAACCGGCAUGUCGACCCUUCCUCUUCCCACUCCUCCGUCAACCCAUUCUAUGUUCUCGCAUGACCUGCAAGGGACUGGCAGUGCAGGACCCCUACCCCCAACCUCCACAGCAGCAAUCGCCUCGGUUCAAGCCAUGCCCAUCCUUCCUCACAACCCCUUCUCCUUAUUCUCUGCAAUCUCUCCUCCCCAGCCGUCCCUUGCUGGGCCGGGGGUUCUGCACUCUGCCACACAGCCUGGACACCUUGCUGACAUGGCGGCGGGUGUAUCCUUGCUGGGAGCGGGUGGGGGAGGGGAUGGGGGGACAGGGGGUUACCCCUGGCCGGGGCAGGGAGGAGGGUUGCAUUUCUCUGCAGCGUCAAUGGCUGCGGCAGCAGCGGCUGCUGCUGCAACAGCUGCAUCAGGAGGUGGUAUGGGAGGGUGUGGUGGAGGAGAAGCAGGUGGGGGAAAUGUGGGAGGUGGUGUUGGUCCAGGGGGAGGGGGGGUGCAGAUGGAGAGGAGGGUUGAGAUGUAUGAUAGGAGGGAGGCAGCGCUGAGCAAGUUCAGGCAAAAGCGGCUUCCCCCCCUUCUUGCCAUGGCUCUCUCACUGUCGGAUAUACCCCUCGCUGCUCGGGCGACAGGAGCCGCCAUUACAGAUUCAGUAACGCUCGGUCACGCGUCUCGCGUCGACAUUCGCCUCGAUGCCGCGUCGCUCUCUCUCACCCCGGCCGCGAGACGCCUUCGUUGCUCUCGGCUCUCCGCAAGUCAAGCCUCGCUCCGUUUUAAGCCUCUCCGUCACGCGAACGGUAGCAAUGCUCGCGCGGAGACCACUUCUGUCAACUCCACCGCUGCUGCUCACUCCGUCGAUAACUCUUUAUCAACAGCUCUUUCCGAAAUUCAGCUUCCGUCAUCGUCUUCCGUGCCGCCAUCUGCAUUUGAAAGCGAAAACAAAGGAGGUGCGAGGAAGAACAGGCGAAAGGGUAGAAGGAGAGCCGUCGACGAAACUCUUCAGAAUGAGAAAAGCUGUAUUCAGGAAGGCGUCAGGCCGGCGAAUCUGAGCCCUUCUGAAACGUCGGACGCGGCGUUCGUCGCGGCUCUCACGUCCCUAGCAGCUACUCCAGAGAACGGGCGGAGGAAAACGCAGGAACGCGAGCAGGGGGACGAUGCGCAUACCAGCAGCUCCGAUGCCAAUCUAGCAGCACUUCUCGGAAAUGAUUCAGCGUGGAAAACCGGGCUGACUGGAGGCGAUGUGUCCCCCGAGUCUGGUUCGUCGUCACGGUUCGGCGCCCAUGCCAGUGACUCUGGUUCGGCUGGUGCAGCUGACGUGGCCGGCGCGGGGAAGGCGCAGCAGAUCGCGGGUGAUCCGUACGGGAAGAGGGUGCUGGGGCGGGCCGUCGUGCAGUGGAUGGCGCGCGGGAUUGCGCGGAUGGCGCAGGACGUGGCGGAGCGGGAGGCGCGCGGAGAGGAGGGGUUGGAGGGGGUGGCUGCUGGCGGAAGCAUGGCGGUGCUGGCGCUGGCGCAGGAUCACCUGCAGAGGGAUAGUCGUGUGUCAUCGUUGCGUCUCCUCCAUUAUUCACCGCCCUUCUCCCUUUCGUCUGUCUUCCUCUCGAGCAGAGAGCCGAUGCCAGAUGGCGAGCAGCCGCGGUGCCACGUGGCGAUGAAUCACUACCCCACGGUACUGGACCAUCUUCAGCGGGAGCUUCAGGCGGAGCUCAAGAGACGACAUGCACAGCAGGCGGGUACGGGGGAGCAGCAGGUCAAGGCUGUUGUGAAAGCAUGGAAUGAGAGCGCUUCGUGGAACGUUCUGAAACAGCUCAUGAAAUCUGGCCAACACCGGGCUACCAUCCGCCAGCCAAUCAGCACUCUCGCCGCUUCAGCUACCGCCUCCCAGAAGCGCCAGACAAACCUCGCCGCCCUCCUCUCCCCCUCCGCACUGCAAGCCGCCCAGCAGCGAAUCAACGCCUACGUGGCAACGGCCGCGGAGCUCCUCCAAAUGGAGCGAGACGCUGAGCUGGACGCAGUCGCUGCUGAGGUCAGCAACACCCAGUUAACAACUGCCUCCAGUCGUCCAGAGACUGAAGCCAUCAGCGAGGGUGCCAAAGAGAGGAGGAGGCGCAAGGAGCGAGGGGAGGUGGAGAGAGGGCUGGCGAGAGAGGGGGGCACUCUGACGGACUUAGUCGCUGUGGGAACGUCUACUGGGCUGGCCGGCGUGCAUCUCAUCACCCUCGCUUCCCCCAGCUCGGGUCUCCUUUCCGCCUCUACCCUCUCCCCGGGCGACGCCAUCUGUCUCUCCCCUGAUUGGUCCAAAUGCAGCCGCAUCGGCAGUGGGAGCAAGGCUGGUGCGCGUGCUGCUGCAGCAGCGGCGGCUGCUGUGUGCCACCGAGGGUAUGUGCACGAGAUGGGGGAAGAUGGGCAGAGCCUCGUGGUUGCACUGGACGGGAAGCUUGGCGUGGGCAGCAGCGGCACACGCAGUGGAGCGGGCACAAGUGGGUCGGAGAGUGAAGGGGAGGGCGGCAGCAGCAGCGGCGGGAGAGGGGCGUUCUCACCGCUGUAUUUGCAGGAGCUCUUUGGCGUGGCGCUCAGAGUGCAGCGCAUGUCAGGACUCGUGGACUUCACAACGUUCGAGCGCAAUUGCGAGGCACUGGAGCGACUCAAAACGUUCGCGCUCAAGCCCAAGAGCCCUGCUCGCGCCGUCGCUGCUGCCCUCUUCGCUCUCCCCCUUGCUGCUGCCCCUGCAACAGCUAUACCACCAACAUCCCCUGAAGCAUCUGGAAAUGCAGCCAGCACCGUCUCACCAUCGCUAUCCUCGUCCCCCCUGCCCUCCUCACCCUUCUCAUCCUCCUCAUCCUCCUCCCUGACCUCAGCAUCCGCCUCUCCCUCCUCUCCUCAACCCUCCACCCUCUCGUUCGACCCCAGUCAGCUGGCAGCCAUUCAUCUCGCCCUGGACCCUGCCCGCCCUGUGGUGGCCAUUCAGGGCCCCCCAGGCACCGGCAAGACGUCCGUUGUCACGGAGAUUAUUGCCCGGGCAGUCAGAGAGGGGCGCAGAAGGGAGAGGGAUGAGGAGGAAAAGAGGCAGGAGGAGGAGGAGGACGAGGAGGAGGAGGAGGGGGAGGGGGAGGUGGAAGGUGGGCGGGGGAUGGACACUGGAAAGCAAGCACCAGGUGAUGCAAGGACGAAGCAGCUGCGAACAAAGAAGCACCGGGUGCUGGUGUCAGCGCCCACCAACGCGGCAGUGGACGUGCUCGUGGAGCGCCUAGCCUCCCAGGGCCUGGCAGUCGCUCGGGUAGGCAACCCCAUGCGCCUCUCCCCUACCGUCACGCCCUACUCCCUGGACCACCUUGUGGCCGCCCGCCUGCGCUCCUUCCACCAAGACGUUGCCCGGCGCCGCCGCGACCUCAGGUCGGAUCUCCGCGCUGUCGGCUCCGACUCCGCCCUGCGCUCCGCGCUCCAGAAGAUGCUGCGGCGCCUGGCGCGCGUGGAGAAGCAGCGGGAGAAGGAGGAGGUCGCGCAGGUGCUGGGGGAGGCCGAGGUGAUUCUCUGCACCACCACGGGGGCCGGGGAGAAAGUGGUGCAGGACAUGGCGAGGCAGGAGGGCGGGUUCGACCUGGUGGUCCUAGAUGAGGCAGGGCAGGCAACGGAGCCGUCUAGCUGGAUACCCUUACUGCUGGGGCGACGAGCUGUGGUGGCUGGGGAUCCGUGGCAGUUGGCGCCUACAGUGCAGUCUGUGGAAGCCCAGCAGCGGGGGCUGGGGGUUUCGCUCAUGGAGAGGAUUCAGGAGGAGGGGCUGCUGGGGAGUGGUGGGGGAGAGGGGACGGUGGAGAACGGUGGGGAGCGGUGCGGUGGCAGUGUUGCUAUGCUGCGAGUGCAGUACCGCAUGCACCGAGCCAUCUCGGACUGGAGCUCUGAGGAGAUGUACCACGGGCAGCUCAUGGCCUCGCCUGCUGUUGCCAACCGCACCUUGGCUGACAUUACACUGCCUUCUCCUCCUGGCCCCCACUCCUCCUCAUCAUCAUUCCCCCAGUCCUCCUCCCACUCCCUCCCCCCUCUCCUAGCCCAUCCAAUGCUUCUGAUCGACACGCGCUCCCCCCGUGGUCUGCUGCACGAGCACUGCGAGGAGGCGCCUGAUGCAGCAGGCACGGGGUCGCUGGUCAACGAGGGCGAGGCCGACUUGGUCGUGGAUCACGUCGCUCGUCUUAUCUCAGCCGGCGUGCCACCCGGGUCCAUUGCUGUGCAGUCGCCGUACCUCGCCCAGGUGCAACUCAUCCGCCAGCGCCUCGAGGAGCGCCUGGGCGGCAUCGUUUGGCCGCACGCUGUGGCUCGGGAGGCCGGGGAGGGAGAGGGAGGAGGAGGAGGGGGUGCUGGGGAAUGGGAUGUGGGGGCGGUGGAGGUGGCUAGUGUGGAUAGCUUUCAGGGGAGGGAGGCAGACGCUGUCAUUAUCUCCAUGGUGAGUCGUCUUCCUCUGCAGGCAAGCAUGUUUUUCUGGUGUGAGAAAGUGAUGGGGUCAUGCUGA